CCUUCGAAAUGUGGAGAGUGCUUGCCUGUUUAGUCCUGAUGUCAGCUUUGACCUUCUCCCAGGGUCACCGAGGGGAUUACCCGGGAUUUCUACGUCUAAAAAAUGUUCGGAGCUAUAACCAACGACCCUGUGGCCCCCGAGUUUGUGGCAAAAGCGGGCUUUGCUAUCGCAGUUUUGAAAGCAUCUGUGACCUCAACGAUUAUAAUGUAAAGCGGAUAUUCAGUGGCCAAGAAGAAUUUGAUUUGACAGACCCUAUUUAUUGCCAAGAGCCAUCGUCGCUGCAGCAGCCGAAGCUUAUUGACGUGGGCUACUAUUAUAAUCAUCGAAGCUUGGUGGUAGCACAACCGCACCGCUCGCUUUACCCUCCCCCUUUUCCCAGACCCAGAAUUUCUCAUGAUACAAAAUAUAUAAGAAAUUACGACGCAAUUCCAACAUCAGAUACUUAUGAUACAGUGCCGGAUUACGAUCUUCCGUAUCCGGUAUGGUCUUUAAAGAGGCCUCAAGCUCCGCGGCGAAGGAACCGAGUGAGUUACAAGCCUCAAUACUGGAACUAUCCAACGAGGCGGCCCGAAGAAACCAAGCGGACAUGUUAUGAGACAACAAGAACCACAACAAAAGCUCCUAUAUCAACUAAGGUCCCUACACAUUCAACAACAACCACAACAACAGAGCCAUCUACAACAACGACUGCAACUGAAUCUACAACAUCUACUAGUACACCAUCUACCACAACAACUAGCACUGAAGCUUCUACAACAACAAGCACCGAGAGAACAACGACAACUACUAAGCCGACAACAACCACCAGAAGAUCAACAACCACAGAACCAACGACAACGACUCAGUCAACAACAACUACCGAAACAACCACAGGACCAUCAACGACAACAUCCACAGAACCGUCUACCACGACAACGAAAGAGCCCACAACGACAACAACUAAAGAAUCAUCCACUACAACGACUACGGACCCGUCCACAAGCACAUCCACAGAACCUUCUACAACGACAACAACAAAUCCAACAACAAAUUCAACAACAAAUUCAACAACAAAUUCAACAACAGAUCCAACAACAGAUCCAGCAACAGAUCCAACAACAAAUCCAACAACAGAUCCAACAACAGACCCAACAACAGAUCCAACAACAGACCCAACUACAGAUCCAGCAACGACAACAUCGGAUUCAACAACAUUUACAGAAUCUUCCAGAACAACAACCACUAACGCUUUCACAACAACGACAACCGAUCCUUCCACAACGACGACGAACGAUUUUUCGACAUCGACAACGACAGACCCAGCAUCGACAGCCACUUCAGAAUCUUCGACUACAACGACAAAAGUUCCAUCCACGACGACAACUUUAGCGUCUUCAACGAUGACAACAAAUGAUCCAACAACAACUACAACAGAAACCUCCUCAUCUUCUGCAACAACAACUACAAAAGCCUCCACAACAACGACUACCACAGAUUCUUCUACAACGACAACAACAGAUCCAACAACGGUAUCAACGACAGAUCCCUUCACGACACCAACAACGGAUGCCUCCACAACAUCAACCACCGCCGCAUCUGCUAAACCCUUGACUGUUGAGGUCAGAAAUGAGGUCGAAAGGCUUAUAGAUUUUGAUUUUGAAGCCUUGGCCUUGAACUCGGAUACGGGAGAACCAAACUGCACGGAGGUCACCAAAGUCCUGAUAACCACAGGAUCAAGGAUAGUUUUUCAGUUCUCUGGAUGCAUUGUGGCAAGGACUUCUACCAGUUCCACCAGAACUCCGACCAGCACCACUACAACUCCGAAAAGCACCACGGUAACAACAUCAACUCAGGAAACCCCAUCGUACCAGUGGAAUGGUCAAUCCACGGACUAUGCCCAAUCUCAUGUCAUAUAUACUUACUAUCGUUUUCGAAUCGUUUUCAGUAUGACAGCCAUUCUACUUCCAAUUGGAUUCGCCCUGCUCGCCGCGGUUCAGGCAUGGGAUUACGGGGUUCCUUACUACCCAGCACCGCACUAUUUCGAGCACCAGCAGCCAUACGAUUUCCCGUGUCCGCCGUCGGGUCCCGAGAGUCUGGUUUGUGCCGGUGCUCCCGGUGCCCAGCCAUCAACCUUUCCCAGUCCCUGCGAGGUCCAACGUUUCAGAGCUCUGACAGGCAUAAACUGGGAGAUCAUCCAUGAGAAUAGGUGCGAAACUUUCGAAGUCUGCCCGGAUAACUGCCAGGAUCAGUACAGUCCCGUUUGCGGAAAGUACAAGGAUACCAGGCGAAACUACAGGAGUGAAUGCGAACUGCAGCUGGUCAAGUGCCGCACAGGACAUCCUUGGAGAAAGCAGCACGAUGGCCUUUGCGAAAGUAGGUAUCCAGUCGCCCAAUCACCUCGCGCUCAAAACUACAAUCCCUAUGCGAUCAACCCAUACCAACCGAACUAUGGAUCGUAUGCCUCUUACGGACCAAUUGCACCCCAAGGACCCUACAGAUCCCAAGGACCUUAUGGAUCUCAAGGACCUUACGGAUCUUAUAGAUCGGCUGGACCUUACGGACCAUACGGUCCAUAUGGAUCGCAAUCUCAGCCCCAAGGUUAUCCACAAUCGUCAUUUGUAUCCCCGAAACCCUCCUAUGAGGCUCCAGUUUAUCAGCCAUACGAGAUUUCCUGGGAAAACAUACCCACUGAGUCCGAGUACUCCACAACCUCCAAGCCUUACACAAAUUCAAUCUACGAGGAAGCACCAACCGCUUCUCCCACCGCUACUUCCACUACAACCACUUCCCCCUCAACCACUUCCACCACAACCACUUCCACCACAACAAUUUCUACAACAUCUACAACAGAAGAGGAAGACACCACAGAGGCCCCAAGUGUAACUUCGAACCCCAGGCAGAAUAUAAAGGUGAAUGCUGUGAUCGAAGGACCAGCUAACAAAACCACCCAAAAGCCCUCCACGACGGCUGCACCGACUGAAGCCCCAACUACAGUGGAAACACAGACAGAACUACUCACGGAGACCAGUUCCACAGAGUCCAGUGUCACUGCUCCUCCUUUGAAGAAAUACGCGACGACUGCUCCUCCACAGCAUGCGACAACCACAGCAAAGCCAUUAAAGCCUUCUAUUUCCAUAAACGCCGUAAAGGAUUCUAAACAGAAAGCUGAAGAGACCACUGAGCAGCAAACUAGCACAGAAUCAAGCACACUUAAAGCUAAACCCACCUAUGUAUCGAAACCACCUUAUCAAUCCCUCAAUAUUUAUAAGGCAUCCACAGUCUACAGCACAACUGAAAGUCCCAAGGACGAAGGAACCACACAAGAGACUUUAGAUAAGCUCAUCAAAAUAAAUGCAGUGGAAGUGAGUACCGAGAAGAAACCUGAAGAGACCACUGAGGCUCCGACUACCUCGGCAUCUAGCACUCCAAAAGCGGCUCCGACUUACCCGUCAUAUCCAUCAUAUCCAUCCUCAAGUGUCUAUAAAACUCACCCAGUAUAUGGCACUACUCAAGCUCCUGAGGAUAAAGACACCACUCAAGAGUCUUUAGAUAAGGUUUUCAAAAUAAAUGCAGUUGAAGUAAGUACUGAGAAGAAACCCGAAGAGACCACUGAGGCGAAGACUACCUCAGAAUCUAGCACUCCGAAAGCGGCUCCGACUUACCCGUCAUAUCCAUCAUAUCCAUCCUCAAGUGUCUACAAAACUUACACAGUAUAUGGCACUACUCAAGCUCCUGAGGAUAAAGACACCACUCAAGAGUCUUUAGAUAAGGUUUUCAAAAUAAAUGCAGUUGAAGUAAGUACUGAGAAGAAACCCGAAGAGACCACUGAGGCGAAGACUACCUCAGAAUCUAGCACUCCGAAAGCGGCUCCGACUUACCCGUCAUAUCCAUCAUAUCCAUCCUCAAGUGUCUACAAAACUUACACAGUAUAUGGCACUACUCAAGCUCCUGAGGAUAAAGACACCACUCAAGAGUCUUUAGAUAAGGUUUUCAAAAUAAAUGCAGUUGAAGUAAGUACUGAGAAGAAACCCGAAGAGACCACUGAGGCGAAGACUACCUCAGAAUCUAGCACUCCGAAAGCGGCUCCGACAUACCCAUCAUAUCCAGCAUAUUCACCCUCAAGUGUCUAUAAAACAUAUUCAGUCUAUGGUUCUACUGAAGCUUUUAAUGAAGACACCACUCAAGAGUCCUUAGAUAAGGUUUUCAAAAUAAAUGCAGUGGAAGUUAGUACUGAGAAGAAACCCGAAGAGACCACUGAGGCGAAGACUACCUCGAAAUCUAGCACUCCGAAAGCGGCUCCGACUUACCCAUCAUAUCCAACAUAUCCAUCCUCAAGUAUCUAUAAAACUAACCCAGUCUACGGCACUACGAAAGCUCCUAAGGAUGAAGACACCACUCAAGAGCCUUUAGAUAAGGUUUUCAAAAUAAAUGCAGUGGAAGUAAGUACUGAGAAGAAACCCGAAGAGACCACUGAGGCGAAGACUAGCUCGAAAUCUAGCACUCCGAAAGCGGCUCCGACUUACCCAUCAUAUCCAACAUAUCCAUCCUCAAGUAUUUAUAAAACUAACCCAGUCUACGGCCCUACGGAAGCUCCUAAGGAUGAAGACACCACUCAAGAGCCUUUAGAUAAGGUUUUCAAAAUAAAUGCAGUGGAAGUUAGUACUGAGAAGAAACCCGAAGAGACCACUGAGGCGAAGACUACCUCGGAAUCUAGCACUCCCAAAGCGGCACCGACAUACCCAUCAUAUCCAACUUAUCCAUCCUCAAGUGUCUAUGAGACUUAUCCAGUCUAUGGGUCUACUGAAACUCCGAGGAAUGAAGAAUCAGAGGAUGAUAAAACUACUGAAAGGUCUUUGGACAAAGCCAUAAAGAUUAACGCUGUCUUGGACUCCCAUAACAAAACAUCGCCAGAGCCCAGUCAAAACUCAACCUCUGCACCGACUGUUUCCGGGAAUACCACCUCUGCUAUAUUCCCAGAAGUGGAACAGGGACUUACAAAGGAUACUCAGAAUGUGGCCAAUAGCACGGAGACUGAGUUAGGAGAAAUCCCGGAAAUCGUGAGGACAGAAAGUGUCAGUAAGAACGGUACGGUGGUAAAUUUGGAGGUGACCUGCAAACGAGAGUCCAAAAAGCUAAGACUGGAUACAUCUAGUUCCGACAAUCGUAGCAAUCUAUAUUUCAUAUUCUUGGGCUGCUAAAAUAAUUGUAUCCAAUAAUUCAAUAAUUGUAUAAUCCAUUAUCCAUUGCUGUUUAUGUUAAUAGUGUAAAUUUUAUAAAAGUUAUUAAAUAUCGUUGC
Molecule: messenger RNA, 5275 nt
Organism: Drosophila subpulchrella
Lineage: Eukaryota; Metazoa; Arthropoda; Insecta; Diptera; Drosophilidae
Product: mucin-5AC-like
Exons: 6
Coding region: 9-5177 (1722 amino acids)
Molecular function (GO): protein binding
Source: RefSeq, a predicted model, not a curated record